GCAUUUGGAUUUCUUUGAGAUGGUUCGAAAUGAGGAUGAGAGGGAACUAUCCAAGAGGUUUGAUACAGUUCAUAUAGAUACAAGAAGUGCAACUAGUAUGUUUGAAUUACUUCGGAAGAAACUUGCACAUACCGCUGCCUAUCCACACCUAUUGUCCUUAUUAGAGCACUUUCUUCUGUUACCGAGAAAUUCCAGCAGUGCGCAUUAUUGGAUGCUGAUUGACCGACUUGUCCAGCAAGUCGUAUUACAGUACGAGAAUGGUGAAGAUCCAGACGUUGCACCGUUGGAAUUGAACACGAACCAGUUGAUGGAACGAAUGGCCAAUGAGGAUGAGGUAUUGAAAAAACAAAGUGAAGAAUUCGAAAAGG
Molecule: messenger RNA, 368 nt
Organism: Saccoglossus kowalevskii
Lineage: Eukaryota; Metazoa; Hemichordata; Enteropneusta; Harrimaniidae
Product: disheveled-associated activator of morphogenesis 1-like
Source: RefSeq, a predicted model, not a curated record